CCUUCUCUCACUCUGAGCUCCAGAGAGAGGGAGAGAGAGAGCACAAGAAAUGGAGGAUCAGAAGAUCGCGGACCUGGUGAUGGAACUCGUCCUCCGUCUCCUCCCUCCCGAUGCCGCCUCAGCCGCCGGAAUCACCCGCAGCCACCACCCUCCCGAUUCCGUUGCCGACCGUGCGUUCCGCUAUGCAAUGCGCAUCAUUGCAAGCCGGAUGUCUCCCUCCGUCUCCCCAGAUGAGGCCGCCGUUGCCGAAUCUAUCAAGCGCCAACUCGUCAACGACGGCCAUUCCUCCGAUGCUCUUGCAUUCGCGGAUCUAUACUCCAAGUUCUCCCUCAAAUCCGGGCCCGGCUGCAUCCGCAACAGGUGGGCACUUCUUUACCUCCUCAAGGUCGUGUCAGACGAUCGUCGGAGUGAUGCUGCUCGCGCCAGGGGCCUCUCUGCCGGCACAGUCUCCGGCGGACUCCCGGCGCUGCUACUCGACGACGGCGUUAGGGAUGCUAGGGUUAGGGAUCUCGUCGAUCGCCCCGUUAGGGCUUCGUAUUCUCCUACUUCUUCCAGAAGCAGCCUCCUGCGGAAAGCCCUUGGACGGGAUUCGGGCGGAGGCCUCCUCCUGGUGUCGAAGGACCCGGAUAAUCUCCGGCAGGCGGCGCUUAGGGAGUUCGCCGAUCUAUCGAGGGAGGAAUCUGAGGUUUCCGAGAGCGCAUUGGUGAAGGACGUGAUCUACGCCUGUCAGGGGAUCGACGGCCGGUACGUGAAGUUCGACCGCGAGGCGGACGCCUACGCCUUGCCGCCGACUGUCCGAGUGCCGAGAUCAACGAGGAUCGUCGUGAGGAAACUCUGUGAGCUGGGGUGGCUGUUCAGGAAGGUCAAGGGCUAUAUUUCAGCUGGCGUGGAGCGAUUUCAGGCCGAAGAGGUAGGGACGAUCGGCCAGGCAUUCUGUUCCGCUCUUCAGGAAGAGCUCUCUGACUACUACAAGUUGCUGGCCGUCCUCGAGGCGCAGUCUCUUAAUCCGAUCCCUUUGAUGUCCGAGGCGGCAACCGACGGCAGCUCCUCUGGGGAUUAUCUUUCCUUGAGGAGGCUCGCCGUCUGGUUGGCAGAGCCGCUAGUGAGGAUGAGGUUGAUGGCAGUCUUGGUCGAUGACUGCAAGAUCUCCAGAGGCGGGGCGAUGGCAGGGGCCAUCCACUCACGGGCCCGACAUGGAGAUCCAUUGGUUCAAGAGUUCAUGGGACGGCUCCUGAGGAAGGUAUGUUCGCCUCUGUUCGAGAUGGUAAGGAGUUGGGUCCUAGAGGGCGAAUUGAACGACGUCUUUGGGGAGUUUUUCAUACUAGCGCAGCCGGUCAAAGCAGAAUCACUAUGGAGUGAAGGCUACAGGUUACACCCUGUCAUGUUACCGGCUUUCUUUCCCGAGUCAUUGGCGCAGAGGAUACUAAGGACGGGGAAGUCGAUCAACUUUCUUCGGGUUUGUUGCGAGGAUCAGGGUUGGGCAGAAGCAGCUGCGGAAGCUGCAGCAACAGCCGGAACAUCCACUCAUAAGGGUGAGCUUGUUUAUGGUAAAACUGAAGCAUUGGAAGCGCUGGUUGUGGAGGCGGCGAAGCGAAUCGACCAGCAUUUACUUGACGUGAUGUAUACGAGGUACAAAUUCAAAGACCAUUGUCUCGCCAUAAAAAGAUACUUGCUACUUGGGCAAGGAGAUUUUGUACAGUAUUUGAUGGAUACCGUUGGUCCAGAACUUUCGGAGCCUGCAAAUACUAUUAGCUCCUUCAAAUUAGCUGGGCUUUUGGAGAGUGCGAUACGAUCUUCCAAUGCACAGUACGAUGAUCCCAAUAUACUAGAACGGCUUAGAGUGAAGAUGAUGCCCCAUGACAGCGGUGACAGAGGAUGGGAUGUUUUCUCACUGGACUACGAUUCUAGAGUUCCGCUUAAUACCAUUUUCACAGAAUCUGUAAUGGAGAGGUACCUUCGAAUUUUUAACUUCCUUUGGAAGUUGAGGCGCGUAGAGCAUGCAUUAAUUGGGGCGUGGAAGAAUAUGAAGCCAAAUUGCACCAUAUCUCGACUCCUAGAGAUGCAGGAAGGAGCGGCCAAGCUGCGGUUUGUGACUAUAUCAAGAAAAUGUCAGGUUCUUUGGGGUGAGAUGAAUAAUUUUGUUACUAAUCUUCAGUACUACAUUAUGUUUGAAGUUCUCGAGGAAUCAUGGUCUUCCUUCUUGAAAGAGUUGGAUGAAGCUCGUGAUUUAGAUGCCCUUCUUGCUGCCCACGAAAAGUAUCUCAACUCGAUAUUGGAGAAGUCACUUCUCGGAGAGAGAACAAAGGAUAUCUGCAAGGUUUUGUUUAUUUUGUUUGACCUCAUAUUGCAAUUCAGAAGCCUUGCUGAACGACUGUACGAAGGUAUCCGUGAUUUUCAAUCUAGCUUGGUGAAUUUCAGGGAAAGAACCAAAUCCAGGCCAAAAUCAAGGAAUGAGAUGUCUAAGCCAAACACUUACUUUGGUGGGAGUAGGAAGGCUUUCUCACAGUUCACUGCGGAGCUCUUGAAACGCAUAGGUGAAGAUCUGGACAAAAUUGUGAAAGAAUAUUCGUCUGUACUUGAAGGAUUCAUUUCACAAUUGCCUGUGGAGCAACACGUCGAUCUGAAGUUUUUGUUUUUCCGCUUAGACUUUACUGAGUUUUAUAGCCGGCUGAAAGUAAAUGCUACUUUGAAAUCCAUUUAGAAGACAGUAAGAUUCUUACGGGAAAGAAUGGAAUAUUCUCAUACCAGUUAUUCAUGCCAUGGUGGUGCUGUGCCUAACGCACAACCGGCUAUUGUUGAGCAACCUCUCCUGUUUGUCUGCAAGUUGAUAGUGCAGCACUCUUAAAGAAUGAACUGGCUUCAAGUUAGUCUGGCACUUUUCGAUCUGAUCAUCUGGUCUUUCGAGGCUCUUCAUCAUUGUGACAUAUGCAUCAACUAUCAAGUGAACAAAUUUAUCAAGAAAAUGAAGAAACUGAUUUUGAAGGCACAUAGUCACUAGAUCCAUACAAACAGAAGUGCAUUAUUGGCGUGAGAACAUGCAAAUUGGUUAUAUAUACGUAUCAGCUUAAGGCGACCGAAUAUAUUUGAUGCCUGCUUAGAUAUUGGUCACUGCCUGCUUGGGACUGCCUUCGGUUUCCCGGCUGAUGAGUGGAAAGAGAAAGUGAGAGCAUUUACGAUUGGUGAGCUUGAUAGAAUCCUUGUACAGCACUGGUGACAGGCCUUAACAGCUAAAAAUCCUGGUAUCAGAAUGUUUUGUGGCCAUUCUGUUCAUUUAUACUGUAAUGUUAUAAUGUGAGAUCACACACUCAUUAUUUGACGUAUGCAUGCAUUUUCAACCUAAUCAUGUGUACAAGGAACAGACAUUGAAGUCUUGUAGCCUUCUCUGCAUUUCCGAGGAACAGCUUUUAUGAGGUUUGAUGUAACAAGCAUUGUGAUUGUAGCUUGGCAUUGUGAGGCAUCCUGCCAAACAGGCCCCGGUCGACUACUGGUUUUCUCAUAUUACUGACAGGAAUAGCGAUAAGGUGACUUCUUUGGAGUUAAAUGGUGGUACUAUUGUUUGCAAAUGUUAAAAGGGGCAAGGAAGUAAGAAGGUGUCUGGUCAGGAUUAAUUGUGUUACUGUCAUCUGUGCAAUGGUGGGAGGUGCUGGGGAGAAAGAAAAGAGGAUUUUGACAGUGACUAAAAAUCUUCUCCAAACAGAACAGAGAGAGAGAGAGAGAGAGAGAGAGAGAGAGAGGGAGAGCCCAAGCACAGGAUCAAGUUUGCCUAGAUGCAGACAUUAGAGAUGCAAGGAUUUAUUAAAUUUCUAUUUUCUAA
Messenger RNA from Nymphaea colorata (pocket water lily), 3814 nucleotides. Its product is annotated as gamma-tubulin complex component 3. Gene Ontology annotation, molecular function: microtubule minus-end binding; gamma-tubulin binding. Gene Ontology annotation, biological process: spindle assembly; cytoplasmic microtubule organization; meiotic cell cycle. Gene Ontology annotation, cellular component: centrosome; spindle pole; equatorial microtubule organizing center. NCBI's taxonomy places the organism in Eukaryota, Viridiplantae, Streptophyta, Magnoliopsida, Nymphaeales, Nymphaeaceae. The coding region runs from base 50 to 2701 and encodes 883 amino acids. The transcript is spliced from 4 exons. The record is from RefSeq and is a predicted model, not a curated record.